Molecule: messenger RNA, 6362 nt
Organism: Zootermopsis nevadensis
Lineage: Eukaryota; Metazoa; Arthropoda; Insecta; Blattodea; Termopsidae
Source: RefSeq, a predicted model, not a curated record
UGUGGACGAGAUCCACAUCACAUUCAUAUGAUUGUAAAUAAUUUCACGUGUCCCAUGAGUUUGAGGUCGUGGUGAAAAUUGGGUGGCAGUCCUGUUUACGACGUGUUAUUAUAGGGGGGGAAAAAAGGAGAACGGUGUAGUACGUCGUCAAAUACCGGAAAGUUACAUAUGUAUUUCACUGUAUACAGAUUUUGAAAAUAAUUUUGUUCAAAAUUCUAACAGCUAUAUGUAUGGCAUAUUUCUGAUAACAAUUGUAACACUCUCAAUACCUGAAAAGCUUGUAUUCAUUUGUUGGGAAAAGUUGAAUAUGCAGAAAUCACACAAUCACUUUGUAUGUAAAACAUGAAUCCAUCCAUUCACGACGGCUUGGCAGGCAGUGAAGUGGUGUAGUGUUUAGAAUUGCUGGUUGUUGUUGAAGGGGUCUGGUGUUCGAGUCUUGAAUACUUGUAAUAAGUAAUAAUUAUUUUACUUUUUUACCUCCCAGAUCCUCUUAUGGUAAUAAAUUGGAUUUUAUAAUUUUGGCAUGCUGUAACCUGGGUGACAGAAGAUGAAUGAUACACAUCGAGGAGGAGGACGUGGUAGUAAUCCGUGGAACCGGGGUGGAGGGAGAGGUGGUUAUAAUCAGAAUCAUGCUUCCAGAAAGAAACCUAGUCCAGAAGUCUUGGCACAAAAUAAGUUCUAUGAAGCACAAGCACGUCUGCAGGCAUCUGUCCAAAAACAUAUCAAACAAGAAUAUGAUUCUUCAUCCGAAGAGGAAGAACUACAAAGUGACAACAUUCUUGGAUCUGUACUGCAACUCUAUUCACAAAUUGGAGGAAAGAUUGAAGACUUAGGAAGAACACAGCGUUUCUUAGAGGAUGCUUUUCAGUCUGGUGCCGCCUCUUGCCUUAUUUGUAUUGGAUCUGUGAAAAGGAAUGAUGCUAUAUGGAAUUGUGUUGAGUGUUACUGCUUUUUCCACCUGACCUGUGUUCAGCGUUGGGCAAAGGACAGUGUAGCACAUCAGAAACAAGCUCUUGAGGAUCAGCCACGGGGAUUUGCAGUUGUCAGUUUUAAAUGGGCAUGUCCCAAGUGUCGCCAUGAUUAUGAUCAGAAUGAUACGCCUCAGAGAUAUCGCUGCUUUUGUGGUCAGACAGAAGAUCCAUCAUGUCAUCCCUGGUUGGUACCACAUUCUUGUGGGGAGACAUGUGGAAAGGCCCUCCUGCCACUCUGUGGGCAUAAUUGCUUGCUUCUUUGUCACCCAGGGCCAUGUCCACCAUGUCCAAAAAUGGUUAAGACUGAAUGUUUCUGUGGUAACCAGCCACCACGUUUGCAGCGUUGUAGUAACAAGACUUGGUCGUGUGGAUCAAAGUGUGGUCAUACUUUGGGAUGUGAACGGCACGCAUGUAUUGAUGUGUGUCAUCCAGGGGCAUGUCCACCCUGCCCCAAGACAAGUGUUCAGAGUUGUGAGUGUGGUCAACAGAAAGUUCUGCGACCUUGUGCUACUCCAAACUGGCAGUGUGAACAGAAAUGUGGUGAAGCCCUCAGCUGUGGUAAUCACAAGUGUGCAAGAGAUUGUCAUUCUGGUUCAUGUGGUCCGUGCCCAUUAACUGAGGCCCGCUCAUGUCCAUGUGGGAAGGCUUCUUUUAUUCUACCUUGUACACAAGAGACGCCCACCUGUGGGGACACCUGCGGGCAUACGCUUGAGUGUGGAGCUCAUGUCUGUUCACGAAGCUGUCACCGUGACAAAUGUGGUAGUUGUUUAAUGGUGGUAACAAAGAAGUGUCGUUGUGGUCUUCAUAGCAAGGAACUGCCCUGUCAGAAGGAAUUCCUAUGUGAAACCAAGUGUAAACAAACUAAAGACUGUAUGCGGCAUCCCUGCAAUCGUAAGUGCUGUGAUGGGAAUUGCCCACCAUGUGAAAAGCCAUGUGGUAGAACUCUGCAGUGUGGAAAUCAUAAGUGCACAUCUGUAUGCCAUCGUGGGCCCUGUUAUCCCUGCCCAUUGACUGCAGAAAUAAAGUGCCACUGUGGACUGACAGUACUUACUGUCCCGUGUGGACGCAAGAAACAGACUCGACCGCCACGUUGCAGCAAGCCAUGCAGUGGUCUUGGUCCCAGCUUGAUCUCAGCCAGGAGGAUAAAGCCUAAUUGUCACCAUCCCAGUCGAGAGCCUCAUCGCUGUCACUUUGGUGAUUGUCCACCUUGCCAACAAGUGUGUGGGAUGUUACUAGAUCCAUGUAAGCACAAAUGUCCAGCCCCGUGUCAUUCUGCUGUGUGGGUUAAGGUAGAAGAGGAUCAAAAGAAGCCAGUCGGUCCAUGGGACAAAGUGCAGCCACAAGUGGAGUUAAAAGCUUUGCCUUGUCCUAGAUGCAAGGUACCAGUGCCAGUAAUGUGCCUUGGCAGUCAUGAGACACUUGACUGGCCCUGCUACGUCGCAAAUCCUACAUCAUGUGAACGCGAGUGUGGGCGAAUGUUGAUGUGUGGGAACCAUACCUGUAGGCUGCUGUGUCAUACAGUUGAGGGGGCUCCCAAUGAAACAGCUGCUGGAGAUAAUUGUGAACAGUGUGAGUUAGGUUGCACGAAGCCUCGUCCAGAAGGUUGCACACACAUCUGCCAGAAGCCUUGUCAUUCAGGGGACUGUCCACCAUGUUCCCACAUGUUGCGUGUGCAGUGUCACUGCAGCCUCGCCCAGUUGUAUGUACGUUGCAGUGAAUGGACAUCUGCUGAGGAUGACAAGAAACAGGCCCUGACAAGUUGUGGCAAUCAGUGUCCCAAAAAUUAUGAAUGUGGACAUCGUUGUCGUAUACUAUGUCACCCUGGUGAUUGCCCUGACCCAGAUAUGUGUCGGAAAAAGGUAAAACUCACUUGUCCCUGUCGUCGGCUUAGAAAGGAAUUUCCUUGUGAUGUAGUGAGAACAGGCCAUGCCAAAGUUGACUGUGAUGACAUCUGCAGGCAGAAGAAAGAACAAGAGAUGAAGAUAAAGGAGCAAGAGAAAAUUAAAAAGCAGUUGGAGGAGGAACGCCAGAAUCAGAAGGAAGUGGAAAAAUUCCUGAAAAAGUUCCAGGCUCGCAAGAAACACCGCGAACGUCACCGCUUUGAAGAACAAGACUCUAGUUCCUUUUUUGCUCACUACUGGGUGUUGUUAUUUAGUUUGUUAGGGGUAUUAAUGGCUUUUUACUACCUGUUCCUAUCAUAGGUAUAGAUAUGAAUAUGCAAAUGGCUAUAUCUUAUACAAGCAUUUUCAGUUAGAGAUAAUGUAUUAAACAUACAUAUUGUAUGUGGGGAAUGUGGAUAUACAAGUAGAUACUUAACUUUUCAUUUGAUGGUAUAUUAAACAGACAUCACUAAAAAAAUAAGAGACAAGUGUUUAUUAUUCAUAAUUUUCAGUAAAUGAUCUAUGUUAAUAACCAUUCUCAUUACUAUUGAGAUAUAUAUAUAUAUAUAUAUAUGUAUGUAUAUUUACAGUAACACAAGCUGCUCACAUGACUGUACAUUCAGUUGGUUGUUGUAACAAAGUGCUUGCAGGCUGAUUGGUUAUUAUUUACAGGAAUGUACACUUCAAACAUGCAUACUGCUCAAUCAACUAUACUCAACUAUGGCAGUUUUCCAGAUGGGAAAUAAUAUUAUUAUUACACAGUAUGUACAAAUGUGGCUAUAUUUAUCGCACAUUGUGUAGAAGUAGUGCAGAUAACUUUAAAAUGUAAAAUAUGGCCUAUAUAUUGUACACAAUAACAUUCUUACACACAUACACACAUGUAUACGCAUUCACAGAAUAAAAUACGAAAUAUGUGGAGCAUAUGUACUACCGUAUACACAUUUGCUUCGAUGUGAAAAGCUAAGAAUGAUACUGAUCUUAAUCCUUGUAAGUAUCAGGUCAUAUUUUGUCAUAAAACAAAAAUCUGUUACUUUAAUGAGGGAAUAACAAGUUGAAAUAUUGAUGCAUUUUUGUAUUUUAAUGUGAUCUUAACUUGUCUACAGUGGUCUUCUGGGUUGUGAUGCUCUGUGGUCUUGUACGCAGUUACCAGUGUCUUAGAGAAACAUAUCACCUCCAUCUGUAACCCAGAAGACCAUAAAUAACAUUUUCACCUUCAUGAGAACAACAAAUUGCAGAUCAUUUAAAUUUGGUUUAUUUUCUUAUGACAGAACUUAAAAAAAGGAGCAUUACCCAUGGGCAAAUCCAACUGGUUGUUUCUUUCAGGCAACAAAUCCUUGUGCGCACACAGAGUAGUGACGAAUUCUGAGAUAUUAACACAUGGAAGAAGAGUACCUUUCAGCCAUUACCAGCUGAUUUCUAGAUGGUCUAUGACAAAAUGUUGUUUCAUUUAAAUAAUUUGUUCUUUGAUUUUGCUUUUUUAAGGUAUGGAUUUCUUAACUCUAAGCAACAUUUUAGAUUGGUACUUAUCAGUUUUGUCACUGUGAUGUUUGUGGAUGGGAACCCGUGGUUGGUGCUCAUGUUUUCAGUAUGCACACAUUUUGUUCGGGUUCACUUGCUGCCUUCACAUGUCAACCUAUAAUCAUUGUGAAAUUAAAUAAUAUUUACACAAAUGAAGCUAGAUUUGCAAAACUUCAGUAGACUACAUGUGGCAGAGAUGGCUUCUUUCUGUGAUGUAGUGUUGGACAUUAAAAUUGCAGAAAUAGGUAUGCAAAUUUAUUACUUGCACAUUAAAAAGUAUUUCAAAUUUAGUAAAACUCAAGAGGCCUUGCAAUGGGAUGAUCAUUUGUCCAAGGAGUCCUACCAAAUGUCUAACAGAUCAAGAAAGGAUGCCCCUAUGUUCCACAUAGGAGCAAAAAGUGUAUAAAGAAGUGUAUCUAUGCUUACAGCCUGCUGUUUGUUUGUUGGUUUAUUUAACAAUGUUUUGUCAAUGGGACAUCAAAUGGCUGGAUUGCCUGAAUGAUGAAAUAGCAAAAAUGUGGAAUAAAACAGUCAUGGCCUGUUUUAAUGAUUUAUUCCCACAUUUGCUUGGAAGGAAUCGGGAAAAGCUAAAGUCAGAAUAAAUGGUCUCCAGGCCCCAAUUCGAUCCCGUGACCUAAAUAUGAACAAUAGAAGUGUAUUACUGUAGAUGAUGGAUAAUAACUGCCGUAAAAUAUCACCCAGAAAUUGAACCACAUUCUUCAGAACAAAGGUCACUAAUGCCAUCAAGCAAUAAUCACAAAAUAAAAAAGGCAUCACAGAAGGAAACACAUGUUAAGACUUGGGAUUAUCUGUUCAGAUUCCAUUAUUUCAUCACAUACUGAGACCAUAACAGUACAGAGGGUUCAUGUUUUUCUUGUAAUACCCAGAAAGUGACUGCACAAAGUAUACCUUUUUCGUAGAAGCGUAACUUUUUACUGAGGACCAGAAAAAGGUGCUGAAUAAAAUUUAACUAAUGGUUUCAGAUUUGGAAUAGAACGUAAAUCACUUUGUCCCUUGCACUCUUAAUACUAAACUCAUUUCAUAUUCAGGUUCCUACAAGUGACUGAUCUAUCAUAAAAAUAUAUUCUAAUAUAUACAUAUAUAACAAAUGAAACACAAUUUACCAGUGUUCAGAAUUUAUAUAACAUAUAUACUAAUAAAAUUUUUAAAAUAAGCAUAUAGAAUAAACAUUCUUUCAAAUAACUAUAAGAAACAUAAGUCUACUAUUUCAAUAAUUCCUCCAAUACAAGAAUCUGGGUGUGUAAGGGCAGAAACUAUUUGCAAAUCCUAAAGGUUUUGCAGUCUAUAUCUCAGAAAGUCCUGCCAAAAUCACAUCAUCUGUGAUGAUAACCACCUCAAAGUUGAAGCAGCAUUUCUAACAUGAUUUGUAUUCGCUGGCUCAUCAAGUACAGAAAGUUUAAUUUCAGAGCAAUGUGUUAGUUUUUCAAUGAAAAUACAGAAUAUACAAUUCAGAGAAUAAAACUGCAUAAAACAGUAUGCAUUUACAAAAAGUUUAAUUUCUAAGCUGUGUGUGUGUGUAAGAAUUUUUGAGGAAAAUAUAUAUAUACUUAUAUAAUUCACAGACUAAAAUUGUUUAAAAUAAUAUACACAUUUGCUCCUGCACACUUAUACAUCCACUCUACACUACACAAGAGAGCCCAUAUUCAGUCCUCCACUCUUCGGUUGAGGGGAAAAAAUAUAAGUUGCACACCAUACACAUUUUUCUAACCCAAAUUAAUGGCUAGUGAACACAUGUUCUCACACAUUUUCUAUCUGAUGAAAGUAAAACACUUAACUGCAAAAAUAUGCAGAUAAAACACUUUAGAACUGAAAAAAGUAGUAUUAAAAAGAGAACCACAAGAAAAAGUAGUCGCAUGUGAAGGCUGUGACCCAAUGCAAAGUGUACAACUGUACUGGUGUUUGUUGAUUUGUAUGGGAAAAUGUAAUUUCCACACACUGUACAAAGUACAUAAAAAAGUUCACUUUCAUGAGA